This is a messenger RNA of Falco peregrinus (peregrine falcon), 11590 nucleotides long. It is a transcript of the gene SH3TC1, whose product is annotated as SH3 domain and tetratricopeptide repeats 1. The transcript has 18 exons. Gene Ontology annotation, molecular function: protein binding. The record is from RefSeq and is a predicted model, not a curated record. The coding region runs from base 163 to 3978 and encodes 1271 amino acids. NCBI's taxonomy places the organism in Eukaryota, Metazoa, Chordata, Aves, Falconiformes, Falconidae.
GAAAGAUAAGAAGGUCAAACAGGAAGAGCUGUGCUGGAGUGAGUUUUGAGCAGAGCUGAGGAAGGCGCAGAUCUGCCUGCUCUUUACCAGCAUGUUAUAGCGGAUCAGGCUUGGAAAAGAUUGUUGAUAACGUUAAUUGUAGCACUGUGAGCAAUCACAAAUAUGGAGAGCUUGGCAGCAGCAGGCAGCACAUCCAUGCUUAGUACUAAUGCCAUCGUCCCUGGUCUGGAGGGAAAGCAAGAGAGGAACCUGGGGAGGAAAGAAAUGGAGCAGAGGAGGUGCAGGUCUCACUGGAAACAUGCAGAGGCCAAUGCUGCCAUUAGCACUGUGAGGGGUGGAGUCAGAAUGGACACGUUGCAAGAACAAACAGAGUGUUCUCAAAGUGAAAAAUGCAUGAGUGUCAGUUCCAGGACCAUUCCCAGACAUGCAGAGAAUUUUCCAACUGAUAUCUCCUUGAAGUUAAUGAUGGUAAGACGAAAGAGUCAAUGUCCUGAUCCCAGACUCCAAAGACAGCUCAGAGGGCAGCUCCGUCUUCUGGAAAAUGACAGCAGGGAGGUGAUGGCAGUUUUCAAUGAGCUCUCUGCUAGACUGCUGUCUAUUCAUAGUGAUCAAGACCUAAUAGUGGUGACAUUUAAAACUUUUGAAGAAAUAUGGAAGUUUCUAACCUACCACUCACUGGGUUUUAUAAAUCAUUGCAUGGAGAAUUUAUUCUUAGAUCAAUCUUUCUGGCUGUAUUCUCAAGAGGAAGAAGAAACAGGCAUUGAAGUCUGUAUAAAUGAAAAAUCAUUAGAGUUGAUGUACAGAAGCUUGCUAGUACAGGAAGGGGCAUUUUUUGUUUUAUGUCCUGACAAUCUAAUAAGAAAGGCAAUUGCUCCAGACAAUGAAAUAAACACUCAUUGUGAGUCUGGGGCUUUUACUGAAGAAGUAACAGAUGGAUCUGUGGAUGGUGAUAUGACCGUGCUGUGUAAUGCUUCUCUGGAGCCAUUGAUCCCUUUUCAUCAAUGGUUUCUUAAAAGGUAUUCUAAUCCUAUUGAUUUUACAUACAAAACGGAAGCUAAAUCCAUCAAGAAAGUUGUAACGGGAUCCUGUCUGGCUGUGAUGAAUUAUGAAAGUAUUGUGUUGGAAGAGAUGAGUUUCCAGGAAGGGGACAAAAUUGAGAUCGUUGGCUACUUCAUUGAAUGCAUGGCAUGGUUUCUUGGAAGACAUGUGUUUACUGGCCAAAUAGGUUUUGUAAAGACAAGUCACGUUAAACUGGAUUUAUCUAGAAAUAAAACACAAGACCUGGGUUUUCUUGAAGCAGAAGAGCUAUCUUUUUUUUCAAAAGAAAAAAAUUUAGAAGAAGUGAUACAUCUGUUAAAACAAACUUCCAUCACAGAUGUUUGCUCUGUGUACAGAAUAGACCAAUUAGAAGAACCAGAAUUUCAGAAAGCUCAUGAAUAUGAAAUUCCACAUUCAAAUUCUAACACAGGAUCCACUAGCAAGAAUGGCAAGAUAGAAGAAUUCCUGAAGAACUUCAAGAAUUUGGAGGCCACUGAAGCAGAAGAGGCAACUACUGAAGGAGAGGAUUCUGCUGGCUCUCCAAAUAAGGAACUCUUUCCUCCACCUGAAGGACCUUGCUUCCAAAUAUGUCAAGAUGAUGUCCAAGCAUCUGACAUCUUGGAGUCAUUGUUACUCUUCUUAAAUAGGAAAGAGUAUGAGAAAAACUUCAAAAGCCUGUAUGAUUUCUCUUAUCCAUUUAUCAAUAGCAUGUUUUAUGGGUUUUCAGAAGAAGAAGAACUGGUUAGUUUUUUCAGGUUAGCAAGAGAAGCAGCAAAAAAGGCAGGUAUGUCCUGGGCACUGGCAAGGAUAUGCUUUCUCUUAGGCAGGCUCAGUGUCAAAAAGCUGAAAUUUUCCCAAGCUCGGGUGUAUUUUGAGGAAGCAUUGAGAGCAGUAGCUGGAGGAUUUAGUGAUUUGUACUUUAUAAUUGCUCUUUAUACAAAUCUAACAGUCAUCUACUUGACACAAAAGAACAAAGAAAAAUGUGCUCAUGUUUUUGACAAGGCUACAUCUCUUCUCAUGGGAAUUCCCAACUACAUUUGCAGUGCUGACCUGGAGUCAGAUAUUCUAAAAUAUGCUCUGAAAAGGACAAUUCUGAGCCAGAACAAACAUGCAGAGGCAAGGGCGUGCUUUCUGCUGGCAAAACAUUACAAUGUGCACAAACAGCAUGAAGAGGCACUACCAUUCUUGGAAAGGUUUCAACUGUUGCUUAAUGACUUGGGUUUACAAAACAACUUAUCAAACAACUGUUACUUCAAACUAGCAGAGUCCUACAAUGAAAAGUGUUUGCCACACAUUGUAUUAAGUUGCAUAAAGGUUGCCUCUUCUCAGAGCUCCAAUACUUUAAUGGAUUCCUUGAAAAGGAUUGAUUUAGUCAUCAAAAAUGCUCCCAAGCUCUGUGGCCUGAGAAAACUCAGACAAAUACUCCCAUCCCAAAUUGCACCUUACCUCAUACAAGCACUUUCCUCUGUGUUUACUAAUGAGCAGCAAGAACUAUGCAGCACUAUCUAUCUUAGCUUAGCAAAACUAUACAGUCAUCACAAACGGUAUGGAAAAGCCAUUGUUUACAUGAUGAAAGCACUGGACUCUGUUUCUGCUAAGCCAGAGGAAAUUAUUAACUAUUUGGUCUCACUUGCUUGGCUAUACAUUCUUUAUAGGCAAUAUGAUGUGGCUUUAGAUGUUUUAAAUGCUGUUGUAGAGUCUUCAUGGAGCAAUUCUCAACAGCUAGGGGUUGCUUAUAAUAUGCUUGCUAUUGCUUUGAAAAGAACAAACAAUACAAAAGAAGCUGCUGAAAGCUACUACAAAGCACUGCGUCUCUCCGAAGAGACUGAUAAAGCUCAUAACCAAGCUAUAGCCCUGGCUAAUUUUGGGGCACUCUGCUUGCAUGCAGCAGCCAGCAAGCUGGCAGAACAUUAUUAUAUCAGGGCAGUGAAGCUAUUCUCAAAACUUCCAAGUACGGAUUGUGGCCAAGACUUUAUCCAAGUCCUCCUUCAGCUGGGAUGUUACUAUGUUGGUGGAACUCAAAGAGAAAAAGGAAGGCUUUAUUAUGAAUGGGCUUUUUUAGUUGCAAUGGAAACAAGUCAUUUGGAAAGUCAGCUACAAGCAAUCAAACUGCUGUGUCAGUUCUACAGUACAGUUGUUCCUGAUGAGGCUCAGUGUGUCAUCUACAAUGAAUAUCAACUAUCUUUAGCUAGAAAGAUGUCCAACAAAGUUCUGGAGGGACAAAUUUUGGAAACCAUUAGUCAGCUGUAUUUGUCUUUAGGAACAGAAAGGGCUUACAGGUCAGCUCUGGAAUAUACCAAAAGAAGCCUUGGAAUAUUUAUAGAUCUCCAGAAAAAAGAGAAAGAGGCAUAUGCUUGGCUACGGGCAGGAAAGAUAUAUUAUUUUCUGAGGCAGAAUGAGCUUGUGGAUCUUUAUAUUCAGGUUGCUCAGGAUGCUGCUCUUUACACAGGAGAUCCAAAGUUAGGAAUGGAAUUGUUUGAAGCUGCUGGAGACAUAUUUUUCAAUGGUACUUGGGAAAAGGAGAAAGCAGUGACUUUCUACAGGGACAGGGCUCUUCCACUUGCCGUUCAGACUGGGAACAAAACCACUGAACUCAGAUUAUGCAAUAAACUGGUGGAACUGCUCGUGAAUCUGAAAAUUUAUGAGGAAAGCCUGGAAUAUGCAAAAGCAUCUCUCAUGCUCAGUGUAAAAUUAGGAAAUCAGCUAAAUGAACGAAUAGCUUAUCAUCGGCUGGCUGCCAUCCAUCAUCAUUUGGGUCACUGUGAACUAGCUGAACACUUUUAUUUAAAGGCCUUGUCCCUUUGUUCCUCUCCUCUGGAGUUUGAGGAGGAAACACUGUAUUACGUCAAGGUGUACUUGAUCUUAGGAGACAUUAUAUUCUAUGACCUUAAGGAAGCACAACAUCAUUUUACAUUGAAUUUAUCACAGAAUUGUAAUUGAACAGCAAAGUUGGAAUUUACACAUUCUGGGAGGAACUAAAUAUGAGCUAAAGGAAUUUACUGUCAAGAUCUGUUCCCUUCGAUCAGGAGUGGUAGGAUUCAUCUUCCCUCCAGCAAGCACCUGUUAGAUGGCUCUACUCUCUUUAACAUCGGAGAAUGGUCAACUCUCUACAAUGUAGAAUUUUAUAGGUGGGUGACAUGAAUCUUACCUUGUGUGCUUCCUGAUUGAAGUCUUUAUAAAUGGAAGCUUGUUUAUUUGAGAUAUAAAUGUCUUGUUUUCACAUAGCUGUUAUGUAAAUAAUAAAUUUUGGCUAGAUAACUGGCAGAACAUUCUUCUAGUUCAAUGAAGCAAAAAGGUAGAACAGCAUGGAGUCUAGAUGCCUUGUAGAUAGGGUAUAAAAAGCAUAAAUCUGCAGGGUCUGUUUGUUAGAAAAGACAGAGUGUGGGAUGUUUGAAUGAUAAAUAAAAAAGACAUAGGAAGCAUAUGUAGAUUCAGAGAGCUUCUACCUAGAACUAGUUGUGUAGCUAGUCAGUAGCAAAAGUUUGAUACUCUUAAUGAGCCAGAAAAAAAAGCCCUGCUGAGCUGUUAAGAGUUCUGCAGGCACGAACACUGUAGGUAUUUCUGUUUGAUUUGAAAUAACAAGGUUCUACUUCCAGGAAGGUAUGAACUGGUGCCUGUAAACAGCUACAUAUCUAGAACCUUGUCAGAUACAGUGCCAGACAUUUGUGGUGUAUUCUUAUGCAGGAAUGAUAUACGUUGCCAAGUGACACUCCUUUAUUUUUAAAAUGGGAUUACAGAGAAGGGAAUGGUAGUGAUGCUAUCAUGGUGUGGAAUACUUAAUUUCUUGAGUGACUUCAACCCUCAUGCUCUUCUCCAACCGUAGAAGCUCACAUUUCUGAAGAGGAAAAUACAGAAUAACCUACUCAGUAGGCUAGGGGCCUGUCUGUCUCUCCUGGUCAGAUAAAAAGACAUGCCCAACACUGCAUACUCUCUGGGUGUCUGUAAAAGAGAGUGUACCCCUUUCCUCUUGUGGUUAAGGCAUUCAAUUUAGAGUAAAGGGAGGCUGAGCUUCAUCACCUAUGCUCUGAAAGACAUGCAUUAAGCAUCUCUUCAUAAAAUUGUCUUUGGAGUGGAAACUGGCACACAAGAUUCCUGGUCGUUGGGUAUCCAUUAGUCUUGGUUUUUGCUAGAGUAAGAGCUCCACUGCUUUCUCAUGUCCCCAUUUUUGAAGCUUUGGCCUCCUCAGAGAAGUUAAGCCUGCUUCAUGCAGGGUUUUUUCAGGGUGUAAUCCAUUCGGUUUUAACACUUCAUUUUUUUGCAGGAUCGCCAAGCUAUAGAGUUUGCCAGUCGAGAAAGCCUUUAGCCACGUGGUGGCACUCUCUAGCUUUACAUCAGUGGCCUCCAGUCCAGAAGGUUCGGAAAGGGAUUCAGAAAACUGAGAAAGUAACACGUUGUUCCUCCAUCACCCUUCCUUUCCAACUAAAAUCUAAUAUCUCUUUAAAAACCAACAAACCAACCAAAAAAAAGAACCCUGAAACCCCACCCAUAAAACCCCCUUAAAACUGAUGCCUUCAAAAAUGAUGACCUAAAGCCUAGCUAGGUCUUCAAGUCCCUUUUCCAGGACAAGUGAAAAGACAGAUCUUCCCGAGACAAGCAUCUGUGUGCUCUGUUGCAAAGGAAAUCUGCUCCAAGAAAGCAAUGGAGCACUUGCAGGGAGUAGGAGGAAGAGUUGAAAUAAUAAUUCUAAGCUAAUUUUAAAUGCUUGAAGUUCUGUUCACAGACAACCUAGAGAAAGUUCACUGCUUUGAUGUAGUACACAGCUUUAUUUGGUAACAAGAAAAGUGGAGUGUAAAUACAGAACACUGUGGCAGAGAAGAAACGUAGUAAACGAGGUUAGAGGCAGGCAUGUGCUGAAAAAUAUUGGUGCUAGUUUAAAAUGGUCAACUCUUGACAGCUACUUGUUUUGUCAAGAGAAAUUCCAUAUGAAUUCCUUUGUAUGAGCCUGCUGCUAUAGUAUUCUAUGCAGUGAUGUUAAAAAUAAACUACGGAACAAAGUGCUUUUUCUGAAAAUAUACCAAUGAGAUUAGCAGAGUUACUAGCUGUUUUCUCACUUAAUAUAAAUUGCCUGCCUGGUUUUAUUGCCUGCUGAAGUGUUAAGGAGAUGUUCCUCUAAAUAUUUUGCUUCUAAUGCUUUUCUGCCUUCAUUUUGCCAUUUCAGAUAAUGAAGGGAAGAUGUUUAAUUUCCCAAAAUGUUUAUCUCUAUCUGGCACUUCAAUCACUGAGUGGCAGGCUAAGUUGCCAUAACAGUGCACUGACAUACUAAACGGAUUGUAUCUUUCCAUGAAAAGGCAAACGAAACAAGAUUAUUCUGACGUACAGUAUCAUAAAACUUAUAUGCCAUUUAGAUGCUGAAUUACUUUAGAGAGUAAUUUUGCUGGGAAACUUGAAAAUUUUCAGCAGGUGUUUUUCCUGAUGUAGCAGAUGUACAAAAUCUGCUCAAAGUACCCUUUCUUUGCCAACAGAAAGGGAAAUUCUGUCAACAGAAGGGAAUUUCACCAUUGCACGGAAAAUAUUUAAAUUUUUGGAAGUUAGAAUGGGUAUGAUAAAUGGAGCAUUUUUGCUUUUCUAAAAAUAACACAGGUUCUUUCCAAAUGUUUCCUGAAGUAUAUCUAACACCACUGGCUGGUGUUAAGAUACUUGUGCUCUGUCAGUCAAGUUAUAAACUAGGGGAGAGAGAAACUUCUCAGGAGCCAAUCCAUUCCCAAACUGGGGAAAGACUUUAUCAAGAAUUAUGGACCAUUAUUCACCAGCUCAUAAUUUGCUUGAAGUGCAGAUACAUUUCUAGAUGCCUGCCUUUUCUAACUAACAUAUGCCAUAGUCAUGUGUCUGAGAUGCCACACACCCGUUUCUUUCUCUCCCUUCAGAAGGAGAUUUAGCACAGUACCAGUGUAGCUGGGCACUUUUUGCAGUAUCAGAAAGCAACAGCAUAUGAGUAUUAGGACAUACAAGCAAGAACCGAAGAAAUGACUGAAAGUGACCUUGAACCAAAAUAUUGCUGUCUCUUCUGGAGUUCUUGUACGUUUUGGCCUUUGGUCACGAAUAAUUGUGUGUAUGUGGGUGGGGAUGUUAGGAGAAUUGGGGGCUUACGUCUAGUGAUGUAGUGAACCCCCAAGUUAAUUUCUGCAUUUUCCCAUUAUUUCUCUUUAGCAAUUCAUAUCCAUUUAAUAAUGUAAAAAAAUUCUAAAUACAGUUACGUUGUUGCUGUUCAGUGCCAAUGCAGCAAAGUAUACAUAUUUGCUUGAAAUUUGAAUGUAAAUUAAUUACUUUUAGUCUAUUUUCCUUUUAAGGAGUUAUUUUCAGCCUUGAACAACCUAUGGUUUACUGAAGCAAUUUUAUUCUCAAUUCAGAAUUGAAUUACUAAACAUGAUUGUAAAAUGUAGUCAGGAUGUUUUUUCUCAUGUUUUCAAAGUUGACAUUAAUACUAACUAUGCAAAAGCAUCCAAAUUAUACAGAAACAGGACAGUAAAAUAAAUACAUCCACUCUAUCUAUGAAACUAUUCCCUAGGCACUAUUAUUUCUAAAAUUUUCAUUUUUGGCAUAAUUCUGUACUUAUUUCUUUGGUAAUUUAAGUGAUACGCACUGCAAUUUUCUUUAAAUCUUGAAGCUUUGUCUCUUAUUGCUCAGAAGACUUAGUGAAAAUUCAUUCAAUCUUGUACCAAUGAAUUGAACUCAAGAGAAAACACUUGUAAAUUGCUUACAAAGUAAUCUGAAAAGUUUUUCUUUUAUGCUCUGCUGUAGGUCUGUCAAUUAUACACUGUAUAAAAGUUCUUUUCUGUUCUUCCUGCAUACCAGAGAUAACAAUAAUCUUACAUGCAAACUUACAGCUGAGUAAAUAUGUUGUUCACCAUGAAGUAAUGAUAAUUAUAGGACUAUAAUAUUACUCUUCCUUUAUUUUCUGAGAUAGCAGUCAUUCUGAAAGUUUCCCAUUUUAUUUUACUUCUAGAUAAAUAUAGGUUUCUUAAAAUCUUGAAAACCUGUAACUACAAGAAGUUUCAAGAAAAUCAAGGUGUGUGUCAGCAAGUAUCUUAGCCUAAUAAUCUGUCCUUUACUAACAGGUUUUAAUGUUUAAUGGACGUGUUUGUUUCUCACAUAUUUUUUCUCCUUUCAGAGAUAAGUGGAAUUUUUGGGUGGAAUGACUUUGUUAGAUUUUGUAUUUCUUUUUUUUUUUUUUUUUUUGUGCAUGUCUGUGAUUUUCUGGGCCAUUGAACAGAUGAUAACGUUUCCUUAUUAAAUCAGAGAAAAGUCAUCCUUACUGUACCUUUUGCCAAUUACAUUCACUCUAUUGCUUUCCUUUUUUAGAUACCAUUUUUACUUGGGUUUAGGUCUGCCAGGCUUUUCAUCACCCUUGCUGGAUCCUGGGUGUCUGCCACAUACCAGUUAAUGUUGGGAAAAAAUCAAUCCUAUUUCUAAGAAUGAGUCUAGAGAAAAGUGAACUAAUUGGUCAAUGUUUAUUUUAAACAAAAUUAAGUCUGGUUGCCCGUUCGCUGAUUUACCAGCGAAGUGUGGACUUUCUCCUAUUAAAAAGUAUUCCUGUCAUAAGCUUUUAAAAAAUUGCAACUUGUGUAGGAAAGAUGUUUUGACACAUGCUACCAAAAUUCUAUGCCUAUGAGCAAGCUUGAGCUACUUGCAGCUUGUAGGGGUAAGCAGGCUCUGCAAUCCGUAUGCUUCAUGCUGUUACAAGGGUCAAGCAAAUGAACCUAUGAGACUUCCAGCAGAAAAUAAGAGAAUAGCUUUGAGAAGUAUGAACAAAGCUUAUCCUUUGCUGAAAAUAAGGAAAAAUGGGAGGGGAGCUGCUUUUGAAUAUACUGCUGCAUCACAUCCAGUCUCCCAUACGCACAGUAAUCAUAUUAGAAGAUUCAGAAUUUUCUGCUGCUUUUUGUUAAACAGCCCAAACCAUGUUUUUUAAUUGGCAAGCGGCAGAACUUAAAGCAGUGCACUGACCAGGUUUCUCUAUGAUUUUGGUCUUUGUAAUGUGCAAAUAUCUACAAUUUUGCAAGCUGCUUGUUUAGUGCUUCUGAACUUUACUUUAAAAUCUAUACUUGGAUUACCCAAAUGUAUUUGUUGAUCUCUUCUGAACCCUCUUAUAUUUUUAAAUUAAUUUGAUAAACUAAUCCUGUAUUAAAUACGCUGGAUAUGGUUUAUAACAAGUUAAAUCUAAUAUAAACUUAGGUUGAGCACUUAGAAAUUUAGAUUGCUGCCUUUGGACCUCUAUGUUCACAAGUUCAGGUUUUAUUUUACUCAGUUGCUGGACAUGAAAAUCUGAUUUAAACAAUAAGCCACAUUCUCAGUUUAUAUAGAUCAGCUAAGCUCCAUUAAAAUAAAGCCCCAGAUUUGGGUGAAAUUAAGAAUUUGAGAUUUGGCUAAAGUUCUAUAUCUAACAUGACACUCCCUUGCCACAGGAGAUUAAAGCUAAAGUGCUGAGGUCCUGCAUAAAGGCCCAAGUUGACUGAAUCUCCCUCCCAUAUGAUAACUCCUGAGCAGCUCUGGUGUGUGGCUCUGUUUUCCCGUGUGAGAGUCUGGAGGAGCAGGUUAUGUGGGCAUGGACAAACUGAUGAGAGUUCCUUAGUAUUGUGUUUGCACUAAACCAUGAGGAGCACUUCUCAGCAGGAUGUAGAAGUUUUUUGGCAUAUUCCUUACACAUCCUUUUUCUUGGUUGUCCUCUCAGUGACCUUCCUCUCCCCUUUACUGUUCUACAAAAUAUUAGAGGUUCUACUGGAAAGAGGGCUGCAGAGUAGGACACAUUUUACAGGAUUUGGUUUAUAAGACCCAUUAGAGAGGUCUGAUUCUGGAAGAAGGUCACAAGUGUGUGCUCUGAAACAAGUCUCUCACUUUCCUUAUAGUUCAAGAUCUUAUGGAACUUUUUGUCUUCUGAAAAAAAAUCUAUAAUCCUUGUCUGAUUCAUAUUUCUGUAAUUAGAGUCCUCUCCUAUUCCAUAAUUCAUAAGCCAAGAUACAGUCUGCUUUGUUUGCAUUUUCAUGAGGCUAUCACUUGGCUGAUUUUAUUGGAGUGUGAUUUUGACAAUUUUUGCUUGGAUUCUUCCUUAAUUCUUUUGUUAUCUUAUGCAGAAACUUUGCACAGUUAGUCUAUCAGGCUAUAUGAAGGGUUAUCAAUGAGAGGAUAAUUUUAUCCUGCAUUUAAUAUUGAACAUUAGGAAGACAGGAAAUUUUGAAAUUGAGCCUUCAGUUCCCCUGAAUUAAGGGAAAAUAUAAAGAAAUUUGUAAAUGGUUUUUAUUUCUUAAAAGCAGUAUCAAGGCAUAUUUUCACACAUUCUUUUGUAAUUUCAGAAAUUUUAAUUUAAAGCUGAAAAACAGCUUAAUAUAAGGGUUCAGAUUAAGCAAGCACAUAUAUUAUCAAUGUCUAUCUGUUUAAAAUGGCCUUGUGACCAUCUAACAGAAUAUGCAUUUGGUGUUUUAUUAAAGUAAUAAUAUGUGUGGGAUAUUCAGCGGUGUUUUCCCAAUUGUGGUCAAAGUAGUUUGGAGAAUUCAAACAUAACAAAAACAGUCUCAUGACACUUGGAGAUCCUCUUUUUUUUUGUUUGUUUGUUUUUCCAUGUCUAUCUAAUACAGUGUUACUACACUGCUUUUAAUAACUUCAUUUCUACUCCAGAAAAAAUUAAACCUGUGCAUUGAACAAGCACAGGAAAGCAAUCUUCAUUGCAUUUUCAGAAGUAGUAUAAUUUUUUCUCAUGGGCUUGAUUAGUUAUGCCAUAGAGACUAAAGAACAAAGCUGUUAAACCCACUCCAGUAUUACCAGUAACAGUUUAAGUGAAGAGGCUCAAAUGGGUAACUGAAGAAUGUGCGUGCCAAUAAGAUUCAAGCAUUCAUUAGCUAUAUUUCUAUAUGAAGAUCUUGGAAAAAGUUUCACAGAUUAAAAAAAAGUACAAAAUGUGCAAGAAAGGGUACAAAAAAUUACAAAAAUAUGGAAGAUUGCUGACCAAGAUUUGGUAUAAUAUGUCUAUGUUCAAGAUCUUUUAUUCCAGCUCAGAAGUCCUUUGUCUUUGUGUUUUUGCAAACGUACAAUUCAUGUUAAGAUUUUAGCCCUAUUUUUAUUUUGCUUCAUGUGAUUGCAAAACUUAUUUUCAUGCAGUAGAAGGAGGAUUGGAACACUAUAGAAGAUAUGUGAAAACAAAGAUAAUUGUUACACCUCAUGGAAUAAAGCACCAAAGUUACAACCCUUGAGUUCCCCAGGCCUACAGGUUCAGUCAGCUGAGUAUAAAUCUUGGCCAGCGUCUGAAUUUUUACUAUCAUGUUUAGUUGCUGUAACCCAUAUUAUGGGGUGUGGUGGAAUGUCAAUGUUUAAAAUCAUCCAUAUCCUGAAGCAAUACCUCUGAAUAAAUGGUGGGAAGCAGAAAGGAUCUGAAAAUAACCUGAUGCUAUUUUUUUUCCUUUCAAAUGCUCAGUCCACUAAGGGGAGGUGGCUCUUCUUUGCUGGGUGCAGUCAAGUAUUACUUUUCAUUUGGUCCACACUCUACUGUACAUUAAAAUCAUGUUCAUUCUUUAAUGCCAUCUUUCAUGAAUAAAAGCAAACUAAUAAAAGUCUCUGAAAGAACUCA